Prorocentrum cordatum is the source of this 498-nucleotide messenger RNA. Lineage: Eukaryota; Dinophyceae; Prorocentrales; Prorocentraceae. The record is from the annotation of a GenBank genome assembly.
AUGCUUGGCCGGGGCCAGCUGCUGCAUUCUGUGUGCCGCGGCCGCGCCGUCAUUGCAUUGGGCUCCGGGGAGGCCGAGUACUAUGGCCUCGUCACUGGGUGCUCCGAGGGACUCGGUGACCACAGCAUGGCGAAAAAAAUGGGUACACUGCUGAACCUGCACGUGUGGAUGGACGCCGCGGACGGAACCGCCAUUGGUUCACGUCGAGGCCUGGGCAAGGUCAAACACAUUGACACUAUCUUCCUGUGGGUCCAGGAUCUGACCUCCAGCGGCAAUAUCACCCUAGGCAAGAAGCAUACAUCGGAGAACUAUGCAGAUGUGUUGACCAAGCCUGUGGACGCCACCAUGCUACGAUGCAUCAUGCUAGCGAUGGGAUUCGAGUGUCUCUCUGGCCGGGCAGUCCUGGGCUACACCAUCUAAGGCUUGAGCGGCUACGGCAGCACAUGGGCCCAGCAGGCUGGAGCCGGUUCGGCUCCCGCCCUGUGUGCUCGGACAGCC